GGGUUGAAUUUGAGGUAAUUGGAAGCGAAAUUAGGGUUUUCUUUUGGGAGAGAUAUCAAUGAGUGUGUCGUUGGGAAUUCCGAUGUUCGAGGUGAUUUCGGUGGUCGGUUCGCGAUAAUCUCGGAUUUUCGCUUCGGUGGACGUUGUGGGUCUGCUUUGGGAUUCGAGAUUUUAUCUAUUCUUAAAAUUUCUGGGAAGGAUUUAAGGUUUUGAAGAAAUUGGGGAUUCUCUUCUGGAACAAAUCUCUUCAUAGUUGUGUCGAAAUUGAGGUUUCAAAUGCGGGGUCGGUGAGGAUUAUGCUCCUUUUUCGAUGAAAUCCUCGGUGGGUUUUCAGAAUUCAGAUUCAGUUUCGCAGACUUGAGUGGCAGUUUUCGAGAUUAUCCUAGGUUUUUCCGAGGAUUGAGGUGUGAAAAUCGGUGAAAAUUCUCCAUUUGGGUUUGAUCAGAAAAGGUUUGAAUUUCAAAGCUUUUUGCAGUGUUUUAACGAACCUUUAUCUGGGCUUGAAUUUUCCGCCGUUGAUUGAUUGUGAAAUCUGUGGUGGAAAGAGGGUUUGUGGAGUUUUUGGGAAGAUAAGAUGAGUUCUACCGUCACAGAAAGUCUGGUCCAUCAUGGGAAGCUUCUUGUUCACAUAGCCGAAAAUGGGCACUCUUUUGAGCUUAGUUGUGAUGAGACCACACUUGUCGAAGGUGUUAUGAGGCUAAUUGAAUCCGUUUCUGGGAUUAAUCUAAGUGCCCAGCUUGUGCUUUGUUUGGACUUGAAACUUGAGCCACAAAGGCCUCUCUCUGCUUACAAGCUUCCGUCGGAUGACCGCGAAGUGUUUAUAUUCAACAAAGCCAGGCUUCAAAGCAAUUCGCAGCCUCCCCCGCCAGAGCAAAUCGAUGUUAAUGAGAUUCCUGAGCCUAAGUCGCCGUCCUCUUCGCACGAUCCUCACCCGUUGGAUGAUGCUUUGGACCCUGCUUUGAAGGCCUUACCUUCCUACGAGAGACAGUUUCGGUACCAUUGUCAUAAGGGGCAUGUGAUUUAUACCCGUACGCAAACGAAGUAUGAGGUCUGUGAGAGGCUCUUGAGAGAGCUCAAGGUUCAGGAGAGGGCGGUGGAGGUUGCGUCGGGGAAUUUGGAUCAGUACUACAAGAUGAUUGCCCAAAACUGCAGGGAGUUCUUGAAGCGGUUUUCGCAGCAGCAUAGGAUGCACUACGAUCUUUUGACGAACUUUGGGAGGGAUAUUGAGAGGCUUAGGAACAUUAAGAUACACCCCACUUUGCAAGCCGCCUCGCGCAGGUGCUUGUUGGAUUUUGUGAAGGAAGAGAGCUUGAGGAAGUCCGCGGAGAAUUGUAGCAGUUCUCAUAGGCAGUUUGAGAAUAAGGUUACACAGUUUAAGAAUAUGUUUUCUGAGGUGGCUCGUAAGGUGGAGGAGGUUUUCUCUAGCAGGGCUUCCCUGCCUAUUAGGAAUUUGGAACAGAUGAUCAAGGAUCACCAGCGGUUUAUCAAUGAACAGAAGAGUAUAAUGCAGUCUCUGAGCAAAGACGUCGGCACGGUGAAGAAACUAGUAGAUGAUUGUUUGUCUUGUCAAUUGUCUUCGUCACUUCGUCCUCAUGAUGCAGUUUCAGCCUUGGGUCCUAUGUAUGAUGUCCAUGACAAAAAUCACUUGCCUAAAAUGGAGGCUUGUGAACGUGCGAUUUCAAAACUUUUGGAAUAUUGCAAGGAUAAGAAGAAUGAAAUGAACAUGUUUGUGCACAAUUACAUGCAAAAGAUAACAUAUGUUUCUUACACUAUCAAAGAUGCGAAGUUGCAGUUUCCUGUUUUCAGAGAGGCAAUGGUGCGUCAGGAAGAUCUAUUUGUGGACUUGAAGUUUGUUCGUGGGAUUGGCCCUGCAUAUAGAGCCUGCCUUGCAGAGGUAGUGAGAAGAAAGGCCAACAUGAAGCUUUACAUGGGAAUGGCUGGACAGUUGGCUGAAAGGCUUGCAACAAAAAGAGAGCUCGAGGUCAGGAGACGGGAAGAGUUUCUGAAAAAGCAUGGUUCAUAUGUACCUAAGGAUGUAUUAGCAUCUAUGGGAUUAUACGAUACCCCAAAUCAGUGCGAUGUUAAUAUAGCUCCUUUUGACACUGGUUUACUUGACAUUGACCUUGACGAUGUGGAUCGCUAUGCUCCUGAGUACCUCGCAGGAUUUCCAUCUAAGGUGGAGAAGCAGGGAAGCUUCAAAGGUUCCUUUUCUACGUCUAAUGACAGUUGUCACUCUGUCGAAGCUGAAGACAGUGGUACAGAUGUGCUUGAGAGAUGCGAUUCUGAGGAGCUACUCGAAGGCUCUGAGUUGAUAGAGAUUGCUGGGACUAGUAAGAUGGAAGUUGAGAAUGCGAAGUUGAAAGCUGAACUCGCUUCCAAAAUAGCACUCAUUUGUUCUCUGUGCCUUGAUAUCGAAUAUGAAUCAUUGGAUGACAGUAAGUUGGAUAGUUUGUUAAAGAACACUGCAGAGAAGACCGCUGAAGCCUUGCAUAUGAAAGAAGAAUAUGAACGGCAUCUGCAAUCUAUGCUUAAGAUGAAGCAGAUGCAGUGUGAGUCGUAUGAGAAACGCAUUAAAGAAUUAGAACAGAGAUUGUCUGAUCAGUACUUUGAAGGCCAGAAGAUUUGUGAUAACAGGGAUGUCUCGGACUUUGGCAGUUUGGCUGCAAAGGAUGGUGAUUACAAGUCACAAACCUCGUGUGGUGGAGAAGCUCGUAUGCCUUGCAUAUCAACAAGUGAACCAAUGGAUGAGGUUUCUUGCAUCUCAAAUUCAUUAGAAUCCAAGUUGGGGCUUUUCACGGGGCAACCUGGUAAAGUGAGAGAUGGGUUGGAUGAGAACAUGAUGGAUUCAUCUGGGGUACAAAAUCCUCAAUUGGAUUCUUCAAUGAUGGAGCCACAUCGUGACAGCGACAAAGAUGGGAAAGACAAGAUGAUCGGGCAGUUGGGCAUGUCACUGACUAGUAGUUCUACUGCUGAGAGCAUGCCCGGUUCAAGUGUUUUACCUUGUGAGGUGGCAGUUGAUCCUGGCUUGGACUCAAAAGUUAGUGGUAAUCUUUUGUUGGAAUUGCAAAAUACACUUGCAGAGAAGUCAAACCAGUUGAAUGAAACUGAAACAAAGCUUAAAGCUGCUAUGGAUGAGGUCGCAAUGCUUAAGAGGGAACUGGAAACUAAUAGGAAGCUUCUUGAUGAAUCACAGAUGAAUUGUGCUCACUUGGAAAACUGCUUGCAUGAAGCACGAGAGGAAGCUCACACCCAUCUUUGUGCAGCUGAUCGAAGAGCUUCUGAGUACAGUACACUGCGUGCAUCUGCGGUCAAGAUGCGUGGCCUCUUUGAGAGACUAAAAAGCUCGGUAUGUGCUCCAGGCGGCGUUGCUGUGUUUGCUGAUGCUUUACGAGCAUUAUCACAAUCUUUGUCCAAUUCCAUCAACGAAAAUGAAGAUGAAGGUAUUGUGGAGUUCCGUAAAUGCAUCAGAGUCCUUGCAGACAAAGUUACUUUCUUGUCCAGGAAUCGCGAUGAGCUCCUUGAAAAGUACCCAAAGGUUGAAGUUGCAAAUGAACAACUUAGAAAGGAAUUGGAAGAAAAGCAAGAGCUGGUCAAAACCCUGUAUGCCAAGCAUCAACUUGAGAAGCAGGCCAACAAGGAAAAGAUUUCUUUUGGCCGCCUUGAAGUCCAUGAGAUUGCUGCCUUUGUUCUUAAUGCAUGCGGGAAUUACGAGGCAAUCAACAGAAACUGCUCGAACUACUACCUUUCAGCUGAAUCUGUGGCCUUGUUCACAGACCACCUCUCCAGCAGACCUAACUACAUUGUUGGACAGAUUGUACAUAUCGAACGCCAGACUGUGAAGCCACUGUCUUCGGCUCCGGUUCCGUCUGGUCCUGAGCAUAACCCUGCAUCUGACACGGGGACCGAUCGGUUGACCUUGAAUUCAGGAUCAACUUCUUCGAAUCCAUACGGUCUCCCCAUUGGUUGUGAAUACUUCGUAGUGACAGUAGCCAUGUUACCUGAUACAGCCAUUCAUUCACCACCACCAACUUCUUCCUGAUCCCUGCCUCACAGACAGAUUGACGUGAUGGAAGAAUUCCAAGUGUAGAUAUUAUAAAUAUAAUAUAACUUUCAAAAAAGUUUUAAAAUCUUUCGGGUGGGAAUUGGAACUCUUUUAUUUCCAUUCUGUACAGCUGCUGAUGAUUCAAUAGUCUUUUUAAUCUCCUAACCCUUGUAUAUACCGCUUCUCUUCUUUAUGAAUAUGUAUAAAAACUGUGAAUAUUAUCCAGCUUUUAAUCUUUUA
Morus notabilis is the source of this 4282-nucleotide messenger RNA. RefSeq names its product autophagy-related protein 11. The transcript is spliced from 5 exons. NCBI's taxonomy places the organism in Eukaryota, Viridiplantae, Streptophyta, Magnoliopsida, Rosales, Moraceae. Gene Ontology annotation, molecular function: molecular adaptor activity; protein kinase binding. The coding region runs from base 575 to 4039 and encodes 1154 amino acids. Gene Ontology annotation, biological process: autophagy of mitochondrion; autophagosome assembly; positive regulation of protein phosphorylation. The record is from RefSeq and is a predicted model, not a curated record. Gene Ontology annotation, cellular component: Atg1/ULK1 kinase complex; phagophore assembly site membrane; extrinsic component of membrane.